Phytophthora sojae is the source of this 1320-nucleotide messenger RNA. RefSeq lists its product as hypothetical. Bases 1 to 1320 code for a protein of 439 amino acids. The record is from RefSeq and is a predicted model, not a curated record. The transcript is spliced from 7 exons. NCBI's taxonomy places the organism in Eukaryota, Oomycota, Peronosporomycetes, Peronosporales, Peronosporaceae.
AUGGCGAAUGAUCGCGCCUCCCAGCGGAGCCGACACCCACCGUCGAACUACGCGAAGAAGUUGGAUGCGUGGGUGGGUGAGGUGUCAGACACCAAAGACUCGGGUAAUCGGGUAUUCAGCCUGACGGGGUCGGCAACCCCAAGUACCGAAGCUGUGGGCGAGUCAGACACGCUAAAAGUACCCGAACAGGUGCCCUGCGCCAUUGUAGGCGAUACGGUUGUCACGGAUGGCGGCGCGUCAGGUGCCGGACCGGUCGACGCCGUGGUCGCCGCUGGAUUUGUGCACGACACGAGAACAUCUGACGUCGCUAUCGUCGAUGGGCAGGGGCCCGGCGCAAAAGUGUCGGACACGUUAGACGUCGCUGGCGGGGUGACUGGCACCGUGGCAUCAGAUGCUGGAACCGCCGAUGAUGGCACCCCAGGGACAAGGACGACGUGCUCUGAAGCCAUCGCUGGGUUGCUUGGUGGACGGAUAUCUGAUAUCGCCGGAGUAGGCAUCGAGCCAUGUACUGACGCUAGUGGGAUGUCAGACGCAACAUCGUUCACGGACGGAAAGCGCGCCAUGGCGUUGAACCACCCACUGCAAAACGUCUGGUGGGAGUCUGUGGAGCGAAUGGGUGUGGGAACACCUGGGGAACGCCCAGUCCUUGGCUACCUGUCGGCUGGGACUGUCGACGAUUCUUGGAACGAGGCUGCGCCGGGCGCUGGGAAUCACGUGAUCCGCUUUGAGAACACGUCGCGCACGGGGCUCCAGAUCCCGGCUCGGUACACGGUGAAGAAUAUCAUCAAAGAGAUCGCCAAAUACUGCCUGGAACAAGUUGCACAUGGCGUUGAUCACUUGCGGAGGCGCCGUGUGUGGGACGUUGUUGACAGCGUCGCCUACGUGGUGGAGCUGAUCCGCUCGGCGAAUCUGGGCAAGAGGAGCUGGGUCAGGCCCACGCCAUUAGGUGUCGUCAUGGAUGACAGCUCUGCCCUGGGCAAACACUGGCCCCAGUUGGGCGGCAACCUGUCGGAGAGCGACCGCGUAAUCGCGAUCGGCGUUGCUCUGAGCACCGGUUGGGAGACCGAGACCGGGAGCGACGAUGCAUACGGCGGUGGCGGCUCCGAGAUCGAGAUCGACUACGGAAGCGCCGGUCAGGCGCUCGGCACGGCGAGCGUGAGUGCGAGCGCGAACGCGAAUGCGAGCGCGAACGUGAGCGCGAUCGCGAGGUUCGAGAGCGAGACGGCCUCCGACUGGAUCGGGAUCGUAAACGAUUGUAGCCACGCGGGCGGUGGUCACCAGCACGCUGAGCACAAAGGCCCUCGCGGGACGACGGGUUGA